Zootoca vivipara (common lizard) is the source of this 981-nucleotide messenger RNA. RefSeq names its product BarH like homeobox 1 (gene BARHL1). Lineage: Eukaryota; Metazoa; Chordata; Lepidosauria; Squamata; Lacertidae. Gene Ontology annotation, biological process: regulation of DNA-templated transcription. The record is from RefSeq and is a predicted model, not a curated record. Gene Ontology annotation, molecular function: DNA-binding transcription factor activity, RNA polymerase II-specific; DNA binding.
AUGGAAGGUGCCAACGGAUUUGGGAUCGAUUCCAUCCUGUCCCACCGAGCCGGGAGCCCCGCCGUGCCCAAAGGGGAACCGCUCAUGGGGGAAGGACGCUCCCCCUUGGAACUUAGUCCCCGCUCCGAAAUCAGCAGCGGCUGCCCGUCGCCCCACUCUCCCGGGAGGGAGUGCUUGGAAGCAGUAGCCCAGAGACAAGGUGUGGCAGUGGGGCUGGAGUCUCACCUCCAAGCGGGGCAAAUCUUGGCCCCUUCACAAUCCAGAACAGUGACCUCCUCCUUCUUAAUCAGGGACAUAUUGGCCGAUUGCAAGCCUUUGGCGGCCUGCGCCCCUUACUCCAGCAGCAAUGGACAGAGCGCGCAGGAGGCACCGGUUCGGAUUCCCCCCAAAUCCGGAGAGGACUUCCGGGAGAAGAUGGACAAGAACAACAGCAGCAACUCCUCUUCGGACACAGAAUACAAAGUGAAAGAAGAAGGGGACAGAGAGAUCUCCAGUUCCAGAGAGAGCCCCCCAGUGAGGCUGAAAAAGCCGCGCAAGGCCCGCACAGCCUUCACGGAUCACCAGCUGGCCCAGCUGGAGAGGAGUUUCGAGCGGCAGAAAUACUUGAGCGUGCAGGACAGAAUGGAGCUGGCCGCUUCCCUCAACCUCACAGACACCCAAGUAAAGACCUGGUACCAGAACAGAAGGACCAAAUGGAAAAGGCAGACCGCGGUGGGCCUGGAGCUGCUGGCCGAAGCCGGGAACUACUCGGCGCUGCAGAGGAUGUUCCCGUCGCCUUAUUUCUACCCGCAGAGUCUGGUGUCCAACCUGGAUCCCGGCGCUGCCCUCUAUCUCUACCGCGGGCCCAGCGCCCCGCCGCCGGCCCUGCAGAGGCCGCUGGUCCCCCGGAUCCUCAUCCACGGACUUCAAGGGGGCAGCGAGCCCCCGCCGCCCUUGCCCCCCCUGGCCGGAGUCCUUCCCCGGGCGGCUCAGCCGCGGUGA